AAUCCGUCGCGUGAAGUGUGACGAGGGGAAACCUGCUUGUCUCCGGUGCACAUCCACCGGCCGGACCUGCGAUGGCUAUGACAAGUUCGCUCUCGCCCGAUACAACUCGCCGGGCGCCAGCCAAAUGGCCGAGAAGGCGCGAGCCGAGUUUGUCCGGGCCUGCGAGUGGAACGAGUCCCUCAGGUCUAUGCGCCGAAUCGAGGCCGACAUCGACGGCACCGAGACUGAGAGGCGCUUGUUUGCCCGCUUCCGCGCGGCCACGGCCGGCCGCGUCUCCGCCCAGUUCUGCAACUUCGCCGCCUUCUGGUCGAGAUUGAACCCCUUGACCGGUUCUCAGGACGAGGCCGUCAAGCACGCUGUGGUGGCUCUGGCAGCCGCCUACCAGAUUUUCCAGUAUCCGCACGAGCCCGCGAUCGACGGCCUCAGCCGGGCCGACCUCGAAGUCCUCACGAUCCAGCAUUACAACCGAUCCAUCGAGCGGCUACAGACCCACGCCGGCUCUUCGGCCAUCGAGAGCGUCCGUCUCACCCUUGUCUGCUGUCUGGCUUUCGUCUCGCUCGAGUCCCUUCGCGGGAAUCACGAAGUGGCCGUCACUCACCUGACCAACGGUCUGCGUAUCCUCCAGUCCCUCCCCGACUCCGCCUUCGACUUCCUCGCCGACCGCUCCGUCUUCGUCUGGCCUUUCGACCUGCAGGGGACCUCCCUUCAGAUUCCCGACAUCAUCCGGCUAUUCGCCCGGUUCGAACGCUCGGCCUGCUUCUUCACACACGGCAUCCAACCCGUCGUCUCGGAGCGUGCUUACCGCGCUCGCCGCUUCGACGACGGCUCUAGCGACUCGCUCUUCCCCGACAUAGCCCAUGCUCGCAUGGCCAUGUCCUGCUUCCAGCACGACGUCAUGGCCCGUAUGCACGAGAUCGCCGCCGCCGCCGCCGCCGGGGACUCGUCGUCCGCCGUCGUGUUCUGGGCCGACCCCGUCCAGCAGCGUCAACAGGCCUGCCUCGUCGCCCGAAGCGCCCGUCUCGGCCUCCUCGUAGCCGACUUCUGCUCUCCAUCCCGUUUCGGCACCCUCGACCCAACCAGUCCGGAACUCUUCGCCCUCUACCUCGACCUCAUUUACUUUCUCUGUGCUCGGUUUAUCAUCGCCAACGCCGCAGGCGGCACCACCUUCACUCCCAACGCCAACCCUUUCCCCGCCACCUCUCAACACCUAAAUCACCACCUCCACCAUCCAACCCUUCCUCUACCGCCUCCGUUGGCAAACGAUCAACUCGACGCCCCAGCCACGUCCUUCCUUCACCCAAUCCUCCAUUUUACUUCCAGACUUUUCGCCGCUUCCAUCUCCCAACAGCAACAGCAGCAGCAACAGCAACAACAACAACGACAACCUGUUCGCACCCCAACAAACCUUCACACCCACCUUCUCGGCCCCCUCUAUCUCGUCGCAGCUCACAUCCCAGAUCCCCAUAACCCCACACGAGCCGCGGCAGACAACCUCCUAGCCCAAAUACUGACCCCCAACGGUGAGAGCCGGGGGGUGCCAAACAUGACGGCGACGAUGACGGUCGACACUAGCUUGAUCGAGCGGGCAAUCGACAACGAACUGAAGAUGAGGGGUCGGGCAGGAGGAGGAGGAGGAGCAGAGCCGCCAAGGGCAUUGACGGGGCCCGGGUGUCUACCUUUCCUAUGGGACGCUCUGGUCCGUCGAUCCUGAUCUCUCUCAAUCGAUGGGUGAUAGCGAGAGUGUAAGACAGACAGACACACACACACACACACACACACACAGAGAGAGAGAGAGA
Thermothelomyces thermophilus ATCC 42464 is the source of this 1796-nucleotide messenger RNA. RefSeq lists its product as uncharacterized. The record is from RefSeq and is a predicted model, not a curated record. The transcript has a single exon. Lineage: Eukaryota; Fungi; Ascomycota; Sordariomycetes; Sordariales; Chaetomiaceae. Bases 125 to 1711 code for a protein of 528 amino acids.